Mesoplodon densirostris (Blainville's beaked whale) is the source of this 2698-nucleotide messenger RNA. RefSeq names its product TNF superfamily member 18 (gene TNFSF18). Bases 49 to 585 code for a protein of 178 amino acids. Gene Ontology annotation, molecular function: tumor necrosis factor receptor superfamily binding. Gene Ontology annotation, biological process: tumor necrosis factor-mediated signaling pathway; T cell proliferation involved in immune response. The transcript is spliced from 3 exons. The record is from RefSeq and is a predicted model, not a curated record. Lineage: Eukaryota; Metazoa; Chordata; Mammalia; Artiodactyla; Ziphiidae.
UCAUCACUUGUGAAUGUUUGCUUUCCACAGCUUUCAUUCCUGCAAAGAAUGAGUUUGAGCCACGUGGAGAAUAUGCCUUUAGGCCAUACAAGUCCUCACGGAGCACAGAGACCAUCCUGGAAGAAAUGGCUACUCUACUCAACAAUGGUUAUUUUGCUAUUGCUUUGCUCCUUCAGUACACUAAUCUUCACUUUUCUUCCACUCAAGACUGCCAAUGGGCCCUGUAUAGCAAAGUUUGGACCAUUACCUUCAAAAUGGCAAAUGCCCUCUCCUGAGCCUUCUUGUGUGAAUAAGACAGCUGAUUGGAGGCUGAAAAUACUUCAGAAUGGUUUGUAUUUAAUUUACGGCCAAGUGGCUCCCAAUACAGCCUACAAGGGGCGAGCUCCUUUUGAGGUGCUGCUACGUAAGAAUGAAGACCCCAUACAAGCUCUAACGAACAACUCUACAAUCCAGAACAUAGGAGGGGCUUAUGAAUUCCAUGCUGGAGAUGUAAUAGACUUGAUAUUCAACGCUGAACAUCAGGUUCUAAAAAAUAACACAUACUGGGGGAUCUAUUUGCUAGCAAAUCCCCAGUUCAUCUCCUAGAGACUCGAUUUGGUCUCCUCUGUCCUCUUCAGCACAUGCAGAGAUGCCAGUGGGUAGGAUGGAGGAGGAAGAUUCUCAGUGCCUACAGUUCAUCUGGGCAUACAGAUCAACACAAACAGAACUCCUCUGCAUGUGGAUUUUCAUUUCUUAGGCCUGUCUGGAUAAGACUCAGAGGGAGGACCAAAGACACUUGGUUACCCUUGAUGUUAGGUCAAAAAAGGCACUUUACUAGCUCAUGAUAAAAUGAAUACAGGUGGCUAGAGGACAGACUGACUCUUCUCAAAGUGUCUUUGUCUAACCCUUGAAUCCCUGGGUGGAAAAAUGAAGUCUUAGUCCCAUGGGAGCCUUAUCUGGUAUGAAAAAAGAUCCAGGGCAGUAGCCUGGCCUUGUUCUCAUACUCUUGGACCGUGGAUUUCUUGACUUCAUUCUUCCCAUAUUCCUAUCUUCUGAGACCCUCCUAAUAAAAAGUAGUCAGACUUGGAGGGUGGCCACAGAUAGGCCAGCAAUACACCACUUUAGAUUUGAUGGCAUUAGAGGAUAAAGAACACUCUUGAGAACUGUUGGGACAGAGGCACAGGUGGCAUUGGAAUGGAACGCACUUUAUUCGGGAACUUUCCUUGAUUUUACCAUACUCAGGACGCAGGGUGCUUUGUAAAACCAGCUGGUCAAAAGGGUCAUUCUGAACCUUCACAUAGGGCUUCAAGAGAACUUGUGUAUGUGUCUAAACAUUGUCAAUAGUAAAGAAAGAGUAAUCAUUACUAAUCAUAAGAUUUACCCCAGAAAUGGAUAUUACCAGUACUGUAUUUUGUCAUGUAAUGAUUUCAUAUUUUUAGCUAGCUCUGCACAGUUUGCAAAGUGCUUUCAUAUAUCACAUGACAAUUCUAUGAAGUUAAUGCAGCAGAAGUUAAUGGAGCAGGUAUUUUUGGCACAGUUUUAACAAUGAGAAUUUGGAGCCAGAUGGAAUAUAGGUAACUUGUUUCAACCCAGAGAACUAGUGAUUAACAAGGGGCCCUGGGCUUCCCACUGUAUCACACUGUUUUAUCUCUAGGGUUGGUAUUUCUGCUAUCAUAUUAGAAGUCUAUAAAGUUUAGCAGAUUUGAUUUUUCAGGCGGUAUAUUCCCUUUCAGCCCAAGGUAGGUAGAGUGAAGCUACACCAAUUCUUUCCUUUCUCAGCAAACUUCUUUUCCUUUCCUUGCCUGGAGCAGGGAGCACAGGGUGUUGUUCAGGACUGACUUCAACCAAAUUCCCUUCCUCACUUUGAAGAGCCUGUCUUGGUCAAAUGUGUUAACUUCCAAAAAGAAUGAAUAGCACUCAAUUCAAUGACAGUCUGCUAAAGUUUUGGACUCUGCGAAAUUAACUAGCUGCUUAUGGGUUCUUGUUGAAAGGUAUGUAAUGUGAUUACAUGAUAAUCCAAUUUAAAAUAUUUAUGCAUAUUUGUAAAAGUCUACAUUGUUAAUUAAUAGUAAUCACCGUAUAAAGCUAAUUUAAAAAUAUUUGUAUUGUGUGCAAGAAAAACUGCCUGGGAGCAGACUAAGCCUGAGGCCACGGUGCUUCUUAGUAAUUUUUUUUUAAAAGACAUCUGCUGAGUAGCUUAGGGCCAAAGGCUUGGAUGCCUGGUUCCUCUUGCAUUUGUAUAUUUUCUCAGGAAAUUAAAGUUAUAUGACAUAUAUUUAUGGAAACUUGGUGAUAUUGAUUGUUGUUGAGUUAUAAGCAGCAGUGUGCUGGACUGGGCCAGUACUAGUUCAUAAGAAGUGAUUGUUAAAUUUUCACAAAUUGCACAAUCUGGUUGUUAAAUACAGUCAUCCUUGAAAUUGGUCAUGGUGGGACUAUUUAUACCAUGGGAACUGGAAAAUGCUACAAAUCAGGGCUUUUCUUUUUGGAAAACCCAUUCACCAGCACACCACUGCUUGUAAAACUCUCCUUCUUAAUAACUCCUCUUGGCUUCUGCGUCAUUCCUGGGACAAUCAAGGCAGACAAGGGAGAAAGUGAAAUUGUCAUACUCCUAGCAAAAGCCCCACAUAUCAGUGAUUUCUCAGGGCAAGCAGAGGUCUCUGCAGUUGCAACCAGAAAGACAGCUACCGACAGAUGACCUUUAAAUUUCCCUAGUGUUGUA